Molecule: messenger RNA, 2022 nt
Organism: Nerophis lumbriciformis (worm pipefish)
Lineage: Eukaryota; Metazoa; Chordata; Actinopteri; Syngnathiformes; Syngnathidae
Source: RefSeq, a predicted model, not a curated record
CCAAGGCUUGUAAGAAGGAACACUGACUUCCUGAAAUCUUCAACCACGGAAGUGUCAGAAAGUAAUCAAGUGUAGUAACAUCAUCCCGCCACAAGGUGUCAGUAAGAGUCGACAUCAAAUGGGCAGAACAGCUUGUGUUCAUAUUCAGCCUCCAUUGGAGAAAAGAUAUGUUUAUUUUCAAAAUGUUCAAAGUGUCAACAGAUGUCCAAUAAUAAAAUAUAUUAUUCAUGUGUUGUACUUGUCAUAGAACACCAUGUGAGUCUUGACUGUGAUAUCUAGCAGUGUUUGAUGUUGACUUUAAGACCCCACUGAAGACUGAAUGAGCUCAAAUAUUCACAGUGCAAGAUUGUUGAACAUGAAACUAAAUAAUAAAAAGUCAUCUUGUUGUUGUGUUCUUCUUUCAGUGAUUCACACGCUGCAGUAUUUCCAAACUGCGUCCUCUCAAGUUCCAAACUUCCCAGAGUUUGUGAGUGUUGGUUAUGUUGAUGGAGUUGAGAUUAGUUACUAUGACAGCAACAUCAGGAAAGCAGAAUCCAAACAGGACUGGAUGAACAAAAUCACAGCAGAGGAUCCAAAAUACUGGCAGAGAGAAACAGAGAUCAAUGUUGGUAAUGAGUUAAUUGACAAACACAACCUUGAAGUUCUUAAGAAGCGUUUCAACCAAACUGGAGAGCUUCCAGAGGUGUUCCUCCUCCAGAAGACGCCAUCCUCUCCAGUCACCUGCAUGGCGACAGGUUUCUACCCCGACUUAGCAGACCUGUUUUGGAGGAAAGACGGCGAGCAGAUCUUCGAGGACGUGGAGCACGGAGAGCUGCUCCCCAACCACGACGGAACCUUCCAGAUGUCGGUGGAGCUGAAAGUGGAGGUGACGGCCGAGGUGGAGGGCAAGUACGAAUGUGUGUUCCAGCUGUCUGGCGUCAAGGAGGACCUGGUCACCAAGCUGGAGAGAAGAAGCAUCCUGAGCAACGCAAGCCAUGAAGACAACUGGAGCGUCGCCCUCGCUGCCACGGCGGCGGUCGUCGCUGUGGCGGCCGUCCUGGCGGCCAUCAUCAUCGUCAUGGUCAGGCGUCACAGAAACAGACAAGGUGAGGGACACCAAUGUCCUCCGUCUUCUUCUUCUUCUUCUUCUUCUUCUCGGUCCAGGCCGUGAGUUGAUGCUUUCAUCCGGGCUGCAUGUUUUAGUUGCCUUCCAGCCAAACACUCAAAGAUCCACAGAGACAGAGCGCACACUCUCACAUAGAAACACGUGAGGAAAAAGUCCAUUUCACCUUGUUUCACUUUCAUUUCAGCCCAGUACGAUCCAGCUCGUAAGUAAAACAUCUUUUCUUUGAGCCGCAAGAAACAAAGCCGUGGUGAAGCGUCACUCACAUGGAGGUCUGAUGUGGACCUUUGUUACAAGUUUAGCCUGAAAAUCCCAACUUGAGCUGACUCCUUCACAAUAAAAGACCCUCCUGUGAGCACACGCAAUACAAAGUGUGGCAUAUCUCACGUUUGUCAUGAGUCCUCAUGAUGAGGAUCAGCCAAAUGAGACCUCAAGUGUGCUGACUCAUCAAGAAGGUAUCCUAGUCAGGAAGUAGAAGAGCAGCACUCUGCUUCUUCAUGUUUCCAAGUCACACCUCAAAGAUCUGAUGUGAGUGACGAGGCACCUUCUGGAUGUUCUUCCUUCACCGUUUGCGUUUGUCCCGCAGCUCGCCACGGCGGCGUGGAGCUCUCCGAGAAGGUGGCGGCUGAAGGCUGAGAUGCUUUGUGCACUGGAACACAGAGAGAUGUCUCCAUCGCUGAGGGACGUCAUGGAGAUGUGCUUUGUUCUUCAUCCCACUGCUCCUCACGCUAUUCCAUCUAUUCUUCUUUGGCCGUUAAAAUACUUUCAACAUCAAACGUUGGUGGCUAGAAAAUCAUUCGGGGCUCACGUUUCAUGGCCUUGACAUCAUGACGAGGAUUUCUUCUUUCUUUGAAUGGCCGCUGCUUAUGAUCAAUAUCACAUUGUGUCACCUCUCUGUCAAUAAAUCCGUUUGUUCUCCA